Belonocnema kinseyi is the source of this 1371-nucleotide messenger RNA. Its product is annotated as ester hydrolase C11orf54 homolog. The coding region runs from base 90 to 1160 and encodes 356 amino acids. Gene Ontology annotation, cellular component: nucleus. Lineage: Eukaryota; Metazoa; Arthropoda; Insecta; Hymenoptera; Cynipidae. The record is from RefSeq and is a predicted model, not a curated record. Gene Ontology annotation, molecular function: hydrolase activity, acting on ester bonds; zinc ion binding. The transcript is spliced from 8 exons.
AUAGCACAGUCUGCCGUAUAGCACGGUCUGCCGUACAGCACAGUUGGUGCAAGUUUAAUAUUCAAUAGUUACACUUCGAUCACGAAAAAAUGAGGGUAUUUACUCUGGUCUUUAGUUUGGCUGUUUUUGUUAAUUCUAUUGUCUCUCGAUCGAUAAUAAAAAAACCAGAUGAUGAAGAAAAUUAUAUUUUCAAGGAAAAUGCUGUGGAGACUCUAGACCCAGCCCACCUAAAAAUUGAAAGCAGAAAACUACACGUACCUCCUUUGCUGGAACUUAAAUCUAUUUUCGAAAAAGCACUCUCGAAAAAUUUUGCUGAUGUCACGGUUGAAAUUGUUGAGUGCCCGGACUUAACUGAAGCACCCUUUGCUUUGGCCGCUUCUGGCCUAGGAGGAAACCCAACAUUAGCAGAAAUCGGAGGAGAAGAAUAUCAGUGGCCUAGUCUUCAAAAAGACAAACUCUAUGAUAUUAAAACCCUUGCCAGGCAUCUGGGUCAUGGAGAUAAAUCAUUUGUCACUGGAGCUGGAGCUGGACCCUGGCCUUAUUUGAACACUAACAUAGAAAUGAUGAUGAACGUAGUUUUAGACACACCAAUGUCUUCCGCAACCACACGCAUUGCUUCCGUUAAUCCCAGCGAUGGGUCUUGUGUUUUUCAAAUUUUGCCUGGAAACGAGACUCGUUUUGCUUUUACAGCAAGUUUAUUCUUAAGUAAAAGCAAACCAGGUAAAGUUAUUAAAGUUUCAGUCAAGAAACGCAUAGGUGACGAUAACUUCAUUUCUACGAUGCAGAAAGCUUUAUCAAAAGAGUAUUCCAACGAUCUUGUAGGGCUAGGUGGAACAUUCCUUGUUAAAAAAGGAAAAGUACAACAAAGCGCAAUGAAACAGUUUUUUGAAAAACCAGCAAACACUCCGGAAGAAAAGAACAGUCAUAUACAAUUAUAUGAAAUGUCUGCUCCUUUAGUCGCAGUUGGGACUUUUGUAUCUGCCGAAACUGACUUACAUUUAAGGGUGGCUCAUUGGCAUAGUUAUUCCUCUAUUGAAGGGGGUCACUAUAUCGAAGAUACAACUCCGGACAUUGUGGAAUACUUGGGCUACUUCACUCCAGCCCGAAUAUUUUACAGAGUCGACCAACCCCCAAAAGGAGAAAAAAUUGGAAUUCAUUAACAACAUUGACAGAAACGAGAAGUUUCCAAAAUAAUUGAAAAGGAAAUAAAUUAAACAACAGAAAAAAAGUUAAAAUUCAAUAUAUUAUUCACAAAAGAAUAUUUCUGUGAGGAUAUAACAUUAUUUUCUUGUCUCUCUAAAUAACAAUUUGACCCGAUUUCACAUUUAUAAUAUACCUUAUUACAUCAAUAAAUUCUGCUUCUAAAAAUUA